UUGAAGUUACGAUAUCCACAGGCUUUCUUGCGUAACGUAGUUGACAAUGAUGCCAUCGUAUCGUAUCCGAGCCGAGAUCAAGACGAACGACUUCCGCUUUCCAAUGUACGGUUACCUCCAGCCCCUGGAAGAGAAGUUCAGGCUGGUCAAUUUGCAGAGGUGCUUUUCUCGAUAGCCGAUAAUCAGUUGAAUGGACAAUCCGGUGAUGCUAGCGAAAGUCUUUCCGCAAACUGGAUGGUGGAAGAAAACAAGGCCGACGUUCGAUCCUCACUCAGCGAUCAGUUGGAACUAGCUGCUUGGUGGCCUUGUCGGGUUCAUAAGGUUCGCGAUGACAUGGCUGUAGUGAAGCUCCAAGUAAAUACCCCAUCGGAUGCAAGCCCAACAGAUAUCACGCGAUGCGCGCAACUUUCAGCCGUUACGGACAUUGUAAAUCGAAAUACUUUACGGCAACCUACUCACGACAUCCCCUGCAUUUCCGCGGCCAUGAUCCAUCGACAUUCUAUUGAAAUCCCAAAGGAGCUUUCCGAAUUUGCUGCUGAUACGAGCGUUCACACCGAGUUCCUUCGACACGCCGGUGGACCUGUAAGCCUAUUCUUCGACAAGGAGUCAUCCUCAUUGGUUGUGCUGAGCACUGAUGAAAGUGCGAUCCGAAAUGUCGCCCUGUUGGAGGAGACGCAUGUGAAAAUGCUUCGUCAGAAGUGGGCCAUCACACGGAGUUUGAGACAAACAAUGCGCAAUAUGGAGGUAACUAGAGGACACGAAACCUCACAUCUCAACAUGACCAGUUCGAGGAGCAGCGCUGAUUGGGACACUGAUCCAAACAUGUUUUACGAGCGUUUCUACGUUCCCCAACGCCUAAUGGGGCUGGCAAUCGGUGCUCAGGGCCAUAACAUCCGCGCAUGUCGCGAGAUGCCGGAUGUUGUAAGCAUACGACUACGUGAAACAAAUGAUGGGCGGCGUCCUGUUGAGGAUCAUGCGAAUGAAAACGGAGACUCUGCAUUAAUCAUUGUUGAAGCCAGAACAGCGGAAGCAGCAAAGCAAGCUCGUUCCAGACUGGAGUUUACUGAGCUCUAUCUGGGUGUCCCAAGACGAUAUGUGGGACGGUUGAUCGGUCGGAGGACGAACAACAUCGUUUCCAUAAUCGAGAAAUCUGGCGUGGUCCAAAUUCAUUUCGACGACCAUAUCAAAGGUCCUUCCGAGGAUGAAACGAUACCCAAUCUUGAAGGCCUUAACCUACAUCCCCCAGGGCCCACAACGCCUGUGUCUACCAGCAUGCGACGUUUGUUUCUUCGGGCCGGAGGUACCCAGGCUACUUCACAACCCCAUGCCGAAGAGGAGUACGGUGGGUUUGUCCUGUCUGGCACACGCGAUGCAGUCGAAAAAGCCCGAUUAUUGAUUAGCUUUCAACUGGAUUAUAUCUACGAUUUGGAAAAAAUGGAAGCGGAAAAGAUAGCAUUGAUACGAAAUUUGUCCCACACUUCUGACUCGGGCAGUGGAUAUCCCGGUCGCUUGGGUGCCCCCAGUGGUCCCUCCCGUGGAGUUGGUCGUGGUGGCCGCAGACCACCACGCGGUGCUCCCUUCCCAUCAUCCUAUCCACCGUAUGCUGGCACAGAUCCUACGGACACCAGUUCCAGACCCAGCCAAUACACUGAUGAGGGAGGUCCCUUGCCCUAUAGCGGCGGACGCAGGCCACCGCGUAAUGCACGAGGUGAUCAACGGCCACGACGCCAAACUGGACGAGGGGGUGCUCGUCGAAGUGGGCCAAACAACAAUUACGCUGACUGGAACGACCCAACUGGGAAUAAUGGGGAUGUAGCUGAUCGUCGCCGUGGUUCAGCAGAUUCGGAUGCCUUGAGCCAUGAAGUCGAGUCAGAUGAACGCGAAACAGUGGGGCGAUACGGUCAAGGUUCAGGGCCGGAAUGCAAACGCACUGAUGGCGGUGAGACCGCAUCUAGUUUGGCCACCGAUGAUGACAAUUUUCCCGGUGGUGAUGGCUCAUCCGCCGGGGAGGGUUGUCCUCACCCCAACGAACCCGCUCGUGGACGUGGCCCAAGCAGAGGUUCAUACAAACGUAUGGGCGUUUCCGAUGGCUCCAGUCGGGCUCCUCGAAAUGCUCGCUCUCAGAGAAACCGACAGUGGGCCGGUCAGAACGGAGAGAACGGUCCAAUGAGCAUCCGAACUCCACAAAUGCAGUCUAGCAACAAUUCAAUGAGACACACACCCAGUGCAGCCGCUCGACAACCCGCACAGGUUUAAUCGAACUGCAUCCGAUUUAGUAGUUUCACCAUGUCGUCUACCGCCUACACAGUACUGACUAUUGUACUUUUGUUGCCACUUCCUUCCCUCUCUAGAAGAGGGUCGGAUUCUCGCUAUCUAUAUGUCAUCGCAUCCAUUCGUCGCCCGUCGGGCAGACACACUGAAGCACGCUGUCCCAUUGUUUAAACUGGCUUUCAUCUAUUACGCUUCUUGUUGGUUCCCGCAUUCAUCCUGUCACAACACACUACCGUUAAGACUAUUCCUCUGUCUCUAUCUCCCAUACACUUUCCAACAUCUCCUUAUCCGUGGCUCACCUAGCCGAUGAUGACCAAUCAUCCGUCCAUCAGGUACUCAUUAGUGCGCAUUGACUCCCACACGCACCGUGCUACCAUCUCUCCUUGUCAGGUAUUUCUGGCUAUCUUGCCUUCCUGAGUCCUUGUUCUGACAACGAUGCACUAGUCUGGUCAGUUGCCGAAAUUUGUGAUCUACCGCGCACCGUGUAUGUAGGCUGAUGAACGCGCGACCGCUACUUUUGUCGCCGCCAUUGCCUAGUUGCUAUUCUUUUGGCCGUAAUUUUGAUCAUUCGCAUACUACAACGAUAAAGAAAACUCUAGGCUUUUCGAUCAUUCCCAUAAACAUCAUCCAACCCGCAGCUGCGUGCUGUUCGUCCAUUUCCUCCCCACGUCAUCAGCAUUUUUCUAUCCUUUUCACCUGUCUUGUCCUCCAUCUCUAGUUUGUUCAGACCGUGAAGUACACCUACCCGUUCGCGCCCACCCGUACUCUUCUCAUAUUCCUGUGCCUUUAGUAUUCACGAUCCAUCAGUGGUGUCGCAGUUUGGAUGCUCAACACACAUGCACUUUGAUUGUAUGACCUCUGGUCGUCCUCUUUUUUCAUGGAGGGUUUAGGCUACAUUCUCUCGUUUCCUUACUUUCUACCCUUCAACAUCAACUAGCCGGUUCAUAUCCCCACUCUCCAUAUACUGCUCCGGUGUGUCUUUUGACGUUUUCCCCUCCUGUCUUCCAUCUACUGCUCCCAAACUGGUCUUGCCUUCAUGUCGCUUACUCCUGCUGCUGCUCUAGGCGCGUGUUCUCUUCCCGGCUUCGUUCAUAAUACAGAUCUCAGAGGCUCGUUCCGAGCUAAAGUCUGUGUAUUACCACCACCAUUGGUGCGUGUUGUUCUUCUAAUAGCGGUCCCGUUUGGGCUAUUCAUCAAUAAACUUCGAUUCCGG
Messenger RNA from Opisthorchis viverrini, 3484 nucleotides. RefSeq lists its product as hypothetical. Gene Ontology annotation, biological process: positive regulation of translation; central nervous system development; regulation of mRNA stability. The record is from RefSeq and is a predicted model, not a curated record. Lineage: Eukaryota; Metazoa; Platyhelminthes; Trematoda; Opisthorchiida; Opisthorchiidae. The annotation marks the transcript as partial. Gene Ontology annotation, cellular component: neuronal ribonucleoprotein granule; dendritic spine; axon. Gene Ontology annotation, molecular function: mRNA 3'-UTR binding; translation regulator activity; protein homodimerization activity. The transcript is spliced from 10 exons.